This is a messenger RNA of Leptosomus discolor (cuckoo roller), 1440 nucleotides long. Its product is annotated as stromelysin-1-like. Gene Ontology annotation, cellular component: extracellular matrix. Lineage: Eukaryota; Metazoa; Chordata; Aves; Leptosomiformes; Leptosomidae. The record is from RefSeq and is a predicted model, not a curated record. Gene Ontology annotation, molecular function: metalloendopeptidase activity; zinc ion binding. Gene Ontology annotation, biological process: collagen catabolic process; extracellular matrix organization; proteolysis.
AUGAAAAUGGAGAACCUCCCAUUUCUCCUGUUAUUAUGUGCAACACUUUCUUGUGCUUUUCCUGCAGAUACAAGGCAGAAGAAAGAAGAAGGCAAGCAGCUUAUCCAGAAGUACCUGGAAAAUUACUAUGGCUUUAAUAAAGAUGGAGAAUCUUUCAUUUGGAAAAGUAAUAAUGCAAUGACCCAAAAAAUAAAAGAAAUGCAGGAAUUCUUUGGGCUGGAGGUGACAGGGAAACUGGAUUCUGGCACUUUGGACCUGGUACAGAAGCGUCGCUGUGGAUUCCCUGACAUCGCUGGCUUCUCCACCUUUGCAGGAGAGCCAAAAUGGGCAAAACAAGUUCUGACAUACAGGAUAUUAAACCACACACCAGACCUGCAUCCAGCAGAUGUCGAUGCAGCAAUCAAGAAAGCAUUAAGUGUUUGGAGCAGUGUGACCCCACUGAAAUUCAUCAAGAAGGACAGAGAUGAUGCAGACAUCAUGAUCUCCUUUGCAGCCAGAGGUCACGACGACUUCAUCCCCUUUGAUGGCCCAGGAGGGUCUGUUGCUCAUGCCUACGCACCCGGCAAGGACUUUGGUGGAGAUGCUCACUUUGAUGAGGAUGAAACCUGGACCAAAAGCACAGAGGGUACAAACCUGUUUUAUGUUGCUGCCCAUGAGUUUGGCCAUUCACUGGGACUUUUCCAUUCCAAAGACCCCAAUGCUUUGAUGUACCCAGUUUAUAGGAAAUUUGACCCUUCAGUCUUCCCUCUUCAUCAGGAUGAUAUUAAUGGCAUUCAGUACCUCUAUGGACCAUCUUCUAACACCCACAAUGACCAAUGGGAAUCUACUGGGCUAAAAGAUCCAACUGAGUCAAAAGAUCCUGCACUGCCAAACACCUGCGGCCCUGAUUUAACUUUUGAUGCUGUCACCAAUUUCCGUGGAGAAAUAAUGUUCUUUAAAGACAAGCAUUUUUGGCGCAAGCAUCCUGCAGUCAGAACAGCUGACUUUAAUUUAAUAUCUUCGUUCUGGCCACGGCUGCCACCUGGUGUUGAUGCUGCAUAUGAAAUUCCUGAAAAAGAUGAAACUGUCAUUUUUAAAGGGAAUGAAUUCUGGGUUGUGAAAGGAGAUACCAUACUUCCUGGAUACCCCAAAAAAGUCUACACCCUGGGCUUUUCAAAGGAUGUUACCAAAAUUGAUGCUGCUUUUUACAAUGAAAAUGAGGGGAAAACUUAUUACUUCAUAGCGGACAAAUUUUGGAGUUAUGAUAAAAGAAGUCAGUCUAUGGACAGGAAGCCCAUGCUGAUAAGAGAUACAUUUCCAGGAAUUAAUGGGAAGGUUGAUGCUGUUUUUCAACAUGAAAACUUCCUUUAUUUCUUUUGUCGAAGAAAGCAAUUUGAGUUUGACCCUGAUAAGAAGAGAGUUACACGCCUCCUAAAGACAAACUUCUGGUUUACAUGUUAA